UCGAACCAAAAAACAGAGAGUGAAAAGGUGAAGUUCCCUCUCUCACUGGGGACUAAAAACCCUAGCCUCGAGUCAUCUAUGGCGUCGAUGCUCUCGGGUGAUAUCCCUCCGAAUCAAACGAUUUACAUAAAAAAUCUCAAUGAAAAGGUGAAAAAAGAAGAGCUGAAAAGAUCUCUAUAUGCUUUGUUCUCUCAAUAUGGAAGAAUUUUGGACAUAGUGACCCUGAAAACGGCGAAACUCCGCGGCCAGGCAUGGGUGGUAUUCAGCGAAAUUACCGCCGCAAGUAGCGCAGUUCGCCAAAUGCAAAACUUUCCGUUCUAUGAUAAGCCAAUGCGAAUACAAUAUGCGAAAACGAAAUCAGAUUGUGUUGCAAAGGCAGAAGGAACGUAUGCUCCGAGAGAGAAGAAGAAGAAGCAAGAAGAGAAAGCUGCUGAGAGGAAACGACGGGCUGAGGAGGGACAGCAAUCUAGUGGUCCAAAUGCUCAAAGUAAUGGAGGCCUUUCUGCUUCUCAAGCCUCGCGCCAAGGCAAGCCAGGUUCACAAGAAGCUGCUGCUGCCCCAAACAACAUCCUUUUCAUCCAAAACCUGCCUCACGAGACAACGAGCAUGAUGCUGCAGAUCCUUUUCCAACAGUACCCUGGUUUCAGGGAAGUUCGGAUGAUCGAGGCAAAGCCGGGCAUUGCUUUCGUGGAGUUCGGGGACGACAUGCAGGCCUCCGUCGCCAUGCAGGCUCUCCAGGGCUUCAAGAUCACCCCGCAGAACCCAAUGGCCAUCACCUACGCCAAGAAGUGACGAUCUUUUCUCUCCUGCUGAGACAUACUUUUAUUAGUCAAAUGCAAAGCCCUCUUUACUCGGCUUUCGAAUGCUGCAACUGCCUUUUUCUUUCUCACAUUUCACUUGGAUUCGAUCCCCUCUUUAUGUGUGUAACAUUUCUCAGUUUGAGCCCAGUUUAAAUUUCCCUAGUCAUGAAGGUUCCUUACUUUUUCGUUUGAUGACCAGAUUGGGACUCUGACAUACAUGAAACAAACUUUUGACCUUGUCA
Ananas comosus (pineapple) is the source of this 1042-nucleotide messenger RNA. Its product is annotated as U2 small nuclear ribonucleoprotein B''. The transcript is spliced from 5 exons. The coding region runs from base 79 to 792 and encodes 237 amino acids. NCBI's taxonomy places the organism in Eukaryota, Viridiplantae, Streptophyta, Magnoliopsida, Poales, Bromeliaceae. Gene Ontology annotation, molecular function: U1 snRNA binding. Gene Ontology annotation, biological process: mRNA splicing, via spliceosome. The record is from RefSeq and is a predicted model, not a curated record. Gene Ontology annotation, cellular component: U1 snRNP.